Molecule: messenger RNA, 2865 nt
Organism: Cynara cardunculus var. scolymus (artichoke)
Lineage: Eukaryota; Viridiplantae; Streptophyta; Magnoliopsida; Asterales; Asteraceae
Product: SNF1-related protein kinase catalytic subunit alpha KIN10-like
Exons: 12
Coding region: 374-1930 (518 amino acids)
Biological process (GO): protein phosphorylation; intracellular signal transduction
Cellular component (GO): cytoplasm
Molecular function (GO): protein serine/threonine kinase activity; ATP binding
Source: RefSeq, a predicted model, not a curated record
UUAAAUUCAUGUUUCUUUUCCAAUUUUGGAGAUUGUUUAUGAACUAAUGAUUGUUAAUCUUCUACUUCAAGCUUGAUUGUGGCUGUGAUUCAUUCUGUUUCUCGGAUCGUUUUCUGGGUCGAGUCAGUUUUUGUCGAUCAAUUUGUUCUUGGUAGGGUUUAAUCUGGGCAAUUGAUUUGAAACUUCGAAUGCUAAUCCGGGUCAAAAAAAGCCGAAAUAGGAUCCGACGGCUAAUAAUUGCUUCUUUCCUAUUGGUUUUAGUUUGGUUUUUCCUAAAAUUUAUGAAUACUUUAUGUUUAAAAUGGUAUACUUACCUUCUAUGAUGAAUUCGUCCAUGGUUAAUUGGUUUACAUGUAUCUUGAAGUUGUUUUGAAUGGUGAAAUUAAGGUCAACUUUGGGCAACAGAAAUAUGGACAGAACAAAUAGAGGAGGUGGUAGCGUUGAUACAUUGUUACAUAACUACAAGCUCGGGAAAACUCUUGGUCAUGGUUCUUUUGGUAAGGUGAAAAUUGCUGAGCAUAUCUUGACUGGCUACAAAGUGGCUGUCAAGAUUCUUAACCGGCGAAAACUUAAGAACCCCGAAAUGGAGGAGAAAGUGAGGCGAGAAAUCAAAAUUUGUAGAUUAUUUGUGCAUCCUCAUAUUAUAAGACUUUAUGAGGUGAUAGAGACACCCCUCGAUAUAUAUGUUGUUAUGGAGUAUGUGAAAUCCGGAGAGCUAUUUGAUUAUAUUGUAGAGAAAGGGAGACUACACGAAAAUGAAGCUCGGAAAAUUUUCCAGCAGAUUAUCUCUGGAGUAGAAUACUGCCACCGGAAUAUGGUAGUCCACCGGGACCUUAAGCCGGAAAACAUUCUGUUGGAUUCAAAAGGCAAUGUUAAGGUUGCCGACUUUGGGUUGAGUAAUAUAAUGAGAGAUGGACAUUUUCUUAAAACGAGUUGCGGAAGUCCAAAUUACGCAGCUCCUGAGGUUGUUUCUGGUAGACUUUAUGCGGGUCCUGAGGUAGACGUCUGGAGUUGUGGAGUCAUCUUGUAUGCUCUUCUAUGUGGCACUCUUCCUUUUGAUGAUGAGAACAUUCCCAAUCUAUUCAAGAAAAUAAAGUCUGGGAUCUAUACUCUUCCGAGUCAUUUGUCACCUGGAGCCAGGGAUUUGAUCCCCAGAAUGCUUGUGGUUGACCCAAUAAAGCGAAUAACAAUUGCUGAGCUCCGUCAACACCAUUGGUUCAAAGCUCAACUUCCUCGUUACUUAGCUGUUCCUGCCCCAGAUGCAACAGAGCACCUAAAAAAGCUUGAUGAGGACAUCAUCCUAAAAGUGCUCACGAUGGGUUUUGAAAGAACCCAUUUGACUCAAUCACUUCAAACCCGAAUACAAGAUGAUGCCACUGUUGCAUACUAUCUGCUGUUUGAUAACCAGUCUCGUGUGGCUGGUGGGUAUCUUGGGUCUGAACGUUCCGAGUCCCUGGAGGGUGAUCUUGCUACAAUGCAUCUAGACAAUGUUCAGGAUAGGGCUACAAUGAACAGUUUUGCUCGAGAUACUGCUUUAAGGCCCAGCUUGCCUGGUGAAAGAAAAUGGAACAUCGGAAUGCAGAUUCCUGCAAAUCCUCGCGAGAUAAUGACACGAGUUCUUGAAGUUCUGAGAGACCUAAAAGUCUGCUGGAAAAAGAUCGGGCUUUAUAACAUCAAGUGUCGAUGGGUUUCCAGCAUCCCUCAUCCCGACUCAGUUGCUACCCACCAACUGUACGAGAAUCAUUACAACAAUUCUGCUAUUACACCAAACAAUAUUCGAUCACAGAAUGUUGUGAAGUUUGAAAUUCAGCUUUACAAGACUCCGGAGGACAGCUAUUUGGUCGAUGUCCAGAAGAUCAACGGUCCACAAUUGCUGUUUCUAGACUUCUGUGCUGCUCUUAUACUGCAGCUAGAGACUGGCCUCUUCUAAAGCAGGAUCGGGUUGCGAAAGGACGUGGAUUGAUGGGAUGAGAAAAGCCGGGAUUUUUCUGUUAGUUGUCAGAAACUGCGCCUUCACAGUUCGUCGGCAAAUUGGCAUGGAGGAUGUGAGAACACCGCCACUGCUAUCCCAGCGAACUUCUUGAUCAUUAUUCAUUAGUGAAUAUCAUCAUAUUCAUUAGUGAACUGAAGAGCCUUCUUGAAGGUAGUUUUGCUUCAAUUUAGAGGGGUAGGUGGAUGGGUGAGAGCCUAAGAGGUUCUUGGGUUAUAUAGAUAACUUAAGAACCGCAAGGUUUGCUUCAAUUUAGAGGCUUAGGUGGAUGGGUGAGUGGUUAUUGGUUAUAUAAAUAACUGAAGAACCAAACCCAUCCACCCAUCAUCAAUCCAAACCUAACUCCCCCCCCCCCUUUUCUCAUGAACACAUGAUGACCGAAUUCCGAAAGGGCUGUCUCCAGCGUAGGUUGGUUGAACUGUGAGGUAUUGUGGAUGAACCCUUGCCGGAGACCCCUUGGGACGAGAAAAGAAAGAUUUUAGGGUUCUUGUUACGGUCAUUGAAGGAUACGACCUUAAUUGAGUAUUUAAUUAAAUCCAUAACCAUCUUUGCCUAUUCAAGAAAAAAUGACUUUAUACUCAUAAAAAGUUCAUGGAUUUAAUUGAAAUUUCAUUUAAGGUUAUAUACCUGAAAACCCCUUAUUCUCACCUUUUAGGGCUUGUGUCUGGACUAUCUAUAAUUGGAUCAAAAGCCACUUGGUUUGAUAUUCUAUAUUUUCUGAUCUUAUUUGGGGUAUUUAUUUAGUUCAUCGUAUGGGAUGUUUGGUUUGUAGGAUUUUUUUGGAACGAAUUGAAUAUGUCAAAAGAGAUUGGAACUUGAAAGGAUUGAAUCAGGUUUGAAAUGGUAUAGAGUCUAUUAAAAGAAUUAGAGUAUGU